GCGCCGAAUCCUCAGCCUGCCCUUGCCGCUGACGUCGGGGUGGACUGGUCUGGAGUUGGUUUGCCAUCGGUGGAGGACAUUCUUCGGUUGUGGUCCGUGGUGGGUCAAUGUGGAGGCGGGACUACCACGACGACUACCUCUGCCCACUCUGAGAAUCGGGAUGUCAACGGUGAGUCUUCCUGCUCGACGACCUUGCCGCACACUGGGACGUCCUCUUCUUUGCCUCCGACUACCACUACCCUCGAGGAUGCGGACCACGAAGAAGUGGCGAUGAUGCAACGGGGAGCACCUGAUCCGGUUGACAACAGGAACGCCGACGACGACACAACUACUCACACCUGGCGUCUUAGUGAUGACGAAAGGGAUGACCUUCUUUCUGUGGGGUGGAGUGAAAACAUGAUCUCGGACCUCAAUGCCAUGCUCGACUUCCUGCACGACGUUGGCGAAAACUGUGGGGUGGAUCAUGUUGCCUGGGCACUUGGGAUGUGGGCUCACAGCAACAUCCUCGCCGAGACAACCGUGGAGCUGGUCAACGACGUGAUGUUCCGCCGUGUUCAAGGGGUGCCAGAAAAUCGCCCACAUGAGUAUGGGACAAGGGGGACAUUGGUGAACCGCCUCCUCGUCCAGCUGCAG
Molecule: messenger RNA, 633 nt
Organism: Symbiodinium necroappetens
Lineage: Eukaryota; Dinophyceae; Suessiales; Symbiodiniaceae
Source: the annotation of a GenBank genome assembly